Lagenorhynchus albirostris (white-beaked dolphin) is the source of this 1747-nucleotide messenger RNA. RefSeq names its product SPT3 homolog, SAGA and STAGA complex component (gene SUPT3H). Gene Ontology annotation, molecular function: protein heterodimerization activity; transcription coactivator activity. The record is from RefSeq and is a predicted model, not a curated record. Gene Ontology annotation, biological process: transcription by RNA polymerase II. Lineage: Eukaryota; Metazoa; Chordata; Mammalia; Artiodactyla; Delphinidae. The coding region runs from base 195 to 1316 and encodes 373 amino acids. The transcript has 13 exons.
CAGAGAAUCGGGCUCACGCCAUUUUGCCCCCCCGUCCGCGCCCAGCCACCCUUUCCCUUUAGACUCUGUCAGCCCCCUACCCCGCCCCUUUCCAAGCGUGUCCCGGGCCGCCGCCGCAGAAACCGCACCAUCUCUAUCCCCACAUUCUCCACGCGGGACGCGCAGCCGGGUCUACAAGUGUUCUUAGAACAGAGAUGAAUAACACUGCAGCCAGCCCAAUGUCUACUGCCACUUCAAGUAGUGGAAGAAGUACAGGGAAGUCUGUAAGCUUUGCAGCAGAAUUGCAGAGUAUGAUGUUUUCUCUAGGUGAUUCUAGGAGGCCUCUUCAUGAAACAGCAGUUUUGGUAGAAGAUGUAGUACACACUCAGUUAAUUAACCUGUUGCAGCAAGCUGCUGAAGUUUCUCAGCUCCGGGGAGCAAGGGUAAUCUCUGCUGAAGAUCUUCUGUUUUUGAUACGCAAAGAUAAGAAAAAACUUAGAAGACUGCUAAAAUACAUGUUUUUCCGAGACUACAAAUCAAAGAUUGUCAAAGGCAUCGACGAGGAUGAUCUUCUGGAAGACAAAUUGAGUGGCAGUAAUAAUGCGAACAAAAGACAAAAAAUCGCUCAAGACUUUCUCAACUCCAUUGACCAAACAGGAGAACUCUUGGCAAUGUUUGAAGAUGAUGAAAUUGAUGAAGUUAAACAAGAAAGAAUGGAGAGAGCAGAAAGACAAACUCGAAUUAUGGAUUCAGCUCAAUAUUCAGAAUUCUGUGAAAGUCGACAGUUAAGUUUCUCCAAAAAAGCCUCCAAAUUUCGAGACUGGUUGGACUGCAGCAGUUUGGAGAUAAAGCCCAAUGUUGUCGCUAUGGAAAUUUUAGCAUAUUUAGCGUACGAAACUGUGGCACAGUUAGUGGAUCUGGCUCUUCUUGUGAGGCAGGACAUGGUAACCAAGGCAGGAGACCCCUUCAGCCAUGCCAUUUCUGCCACCUUCAUUCAGUAUCACAGCUCUGCUGAGGGGUCUUGCCUAAGGUCCUACCCAGACUCUCCUGAGAACACACCUCCUCCUACACCGAGCACUCCAUCAUCUGGAUCACAGCUCUCAGGGAGAACCACAUCAGGAUCCCUAGGGAAUGGGAGUGCUGGACAAGACUCAGCUAAAACCAAACAAAGGAAGAGAAAAAAGAGCACUGCGGCCUGUGGUGUUGAGGCUCACAGCGAUGCCAUCCAGCCCUGCCACAUCAGAGAGGCCGUUCGACGCUACGGCCACAAGAUUGGCCCCCUUUCCCCAUUCACAAGUGCCUACCGCAGGAAUGGGAUGGCUUUUCUGGCCUGCUGAUGUGACUGUGACUGAGACAACAGGAAAGGCAGUGUUAUAUUAAGGUGGAAGUCUGGGGUGCAGAAGGGUUUAAGACCACACAGAUUCAACCAUGGAACAAACUGGAGAUUUCCAUGUGGUUCUAGACAGAAAAGCGGGCUCCGAGGAGUCAGGGAGGCAAAGCUAGAGGUUAAAGACAGUAACAGCAGCAAAUCCCCCUACUGUCAGGAGACUAACAAGCAAAUAAAUAAUAAAUAAUAGAACCUGGCCUCAGUGCUCAACCUUUUCCUAAGGAGCUUAGAAAGUGCUCAGAUGGAUAUGGGGAGGGGGAAGGGUAAGCUGUGACAAAGCGCAAGAGAGGCAUGGACAUACAUACACUACCAAACGUAAGGUAGAUAGCUAGUGGGAAGCAGCUGCAUAGCACAGGGAGAUCAGCUCGGUGCUUUGUGACC